Cyprinus carpio (common carp) is the source of this 5899-nucleotide messenger RNA. RefSeq names its product carbohydrate sulfotransferase 3-like. Gene Ontology annotation, molecular function: chondroitin 6-sulfotransferase activity; N-acetylglucosamine 6-O-sulfotransferase activity. The record is from RefSeq and is a predicted model, not a curated record. Gene Ontology annotation, cellular component: Golgi membrane. Lineage: Eukaryota; Metazoa; Chordata; Actinopteri; Cypriniformes; Cyprinidae. Gene Ontology annotation, biological process: carbohydrate metabolic process; N-acetylglucosamine metabolic process.
UCCAAGGAUAGCCCAAACUUGGAGACCGCCGCGUAAUGGACACGUUUUCCAGCAUGCUGCACCGGAGAAAAGCGCAAAUGGAGAUAAAUGAAUAAAAGUAUUUCUUCAGUGCCAUGAGAAUCUGGAAAUAACUUCAGGACCCUUCAAUUUAUGAGUUCCAACAAAAAUGUCUAAGUUGGAACUUUAACAAUGAGUGAUCUCCUUUUGUUCGUGGAAAUAACAGGGUAUGAAGUCCGUAUUAUCAAAUAUUAACGUUUAGUGUAAUUGCGGUUUUCACUCACGUAAAUAAGUGAAGUACUUUGGAGUCUUCACAUAGGCUACGCACAGGAACAAUGUGUACCAGACGCGAUCAUUCAGGAUGCUUCAAAUGAACCCGUUCCGUCUGUAAGAUGAAUUGUAGUCCCAGGUUCUGACAUGAGAUGAAUCCAAAACAGUUGGCAGCAGCGACUAAAUAGCAGUCUCUGGAGGCAUUUCCUAAAUCAAAGUUCAUUUGAGAAUGAGGAACAAGUAUGCAGUCAUCAUUAUCAGCAUUGUGGCACUUGUCAUCAUUGAGAAAGAAAACAACAUUAUUUCAAGGGUCUCGAACAAGCUGACACUUAGACGGAGCCCACAGACGGAGCCUCCAGUGCCCUACAAUGCUUCCAGUGACAAUGGUUCUUAUCCAGAGGACAUGUUUGCUGAGAACAGCAUUCAGGCAGGCCGAAAGCACAUCCUCUUGAUGGCUACCACUCGUACAGGAUCUUCCUUCGUGGGCGAGUUCUUCAACCAACAGGGUGGCAAUAUGUUUUACCUCUUUGAGCCUCUCUGGCAUGUGGAGAGGAUGCUAUCAAUUGGCUCGAGUGGCACAAAUGCCAGCACUUCUGUUUUUGUGUAUAGGGAUGUCCUGCAGCAUCUCUUUUUGUGUAAUUUCUCCAUGUUGGAGCACUUCAUCAGCCCUACUCCGCAGGACCACAUCACCCCUGCUCUGUUCCGCAGAGAGUCCAGCAAGGCCCUCUGUGAGGACCAAGUCUGCUCUCCAGUUGUAAAAGAUGUUUUUGAGAGGUACCACUGCAAGACGAGACGUUGCGGGCCGCUCAAUCUGACCUUGGCAUCCAAGGUGUGCUUACGAAAACAGCACAGGGUGAUCAAAACAGUGAGGGUCCAACAAUUAGACACACUUCGUUCUCUAGUAGAUGACCCUCGGUUGGAUAUCAAAUUCAUUCAGUUGGUUAGAGACCCUAGAGCCAUCCUAGCAUCAAGGAUGGUGGCCUUUGCCAGUAAGUACCAGAACUGGAAAAGUUGGGCUGUGAAUGGAGAUGUUCCUAUAGAGGACGAAGAGGUCAAACGUGUCGAAGGAAACUGUAACAAUAUCCGCAUCUCUGCCGAGUUGGGCUUGAGUCAGCCGAAAUGGCUGAAAAAUCGUUAUAUGCUAGUGCGUUAUGAGGAUAUCGCCAGGUACCCCAUGCAGAAAGCAGCAGAAAUGUACAAUUUCACAGGGAUUCCGAUGACGACACAAGCACGGGACUGGAUUCUCAAAAACACGCAUGCAUCAACUGAGGCAAGUGGUGUGUAUUCCACCCAAAAAAACUCUUCAGAACAGGUGGAGAAAUGGCGGCUUAGUAUACCGUUCAAACUGGCCCAAGUUGUACAGAAAGUUUGUGGACCAACCAUGAAACUUUUUGGGUAUAGGUUUGUAGACAGUGAACAGACACUAUUGAACAGAUCUUUUAAUUUGCUUGAAGAAAAACUAUUUAUUUAGGCAUAGAUUACAUUUUUUGAUGCAUACAUUAUUACAGGAAAACCAAGCAUGAAAUUUGACAUGGUUUUAUGUGGAUGUGGACUAAAAACAUGCAUAGCAAAGGCACACUGGCACACUGGGAUGUUGCUUAUACUGAGGUACUUGUGGCAUGCAUCACCUGACUUAUUUGAACAUAAAGCCUAACUGAGAUUAUGAGUGACUGAUUGUAGAUGCCAUACAGUAUGAAAAACAAAGUUUGAUGAGGACAAAAAUCAUCCAUACUCAUUAGAUGAGACAUGAUCUGCCUGUGAAUGUGUUUAUGUUUCUGUGUAUCUGAAAACAGUGUUUUGUUUUGUUUUUUCUCAAAAAAAAACUAAAGUAUCAUUAUUACUCAAAAAGGGAAGAAAAACAAGUGUACGUUUUAUUUAUGUGUUGUGCUGCUGCAAGAGUAAUGUGUGGUCAGCAGAGUCAUUUCAAAUUCCUUUGCUGAAAUUAAAGCCCAAAAUUAGCAGUCAGAAAGUCACAUUAUAUGUAAGACAUAUAUAUUCAUUUAUCUGGAUAUUACCAGAUAUUAACUGAGAAAAAAUGUCCACUGUGUGAAGAGGCAGUAUAAAAGGCAGCUUUUGACAGCCAUCUGUGAUCCCAGGGGAUCAAUGUGGCAUUCUCUAAAAAAAAACUGAAGCGCAGAAUAGACCUUUGUCCAUGCACAUUUUUAAAUCUGUUUAAUAUUUUAAACUUUUUAAAAACACAAAAACAGAAUAUGACUUAAUAUUAAAAUUAAAAUUAACAUAAGUUUAUGCUUAGGAACUUUCACUAAAGUUAAUAGCAAUUUAAUUAGAAUAACUAAUUUUAAAGACUCAACUCAUUUCUAGUGCCUGUAUGGUUUUUCACAUAUAAAUAUGGAUCAAAAUACUAAACAGCAACAGCAAAAUACAAAAAAAAAAAAUUCCAAGGUCAUCUGCUCUUUGCCCAUGCAGGCAUAGUAAACAAGAGAAAAAGCAGCACCAGUUUCUUUAGCAACACCACUCUGCAACCUUCAGUGUUCUCUGGCUAGAUUAUUGGUAGACACUUGAAAAGCAUACUGUAGCAUUCUUAAAAUAGCUGGCUGGCAUUUAGUUUCAGCUAAGGCCCUAAUAUCAAAGCUAUUUCAAACAUUACACAUUUUAUUUUUAGAAUGACCAUUUGUGAAUUAUUGUUAAAAAACACAUGAAGUCUUAUAUGACAUAAAUAUGAAAUCUACAUGGACAUUCUCAAAAUAUAAGAGACUGGGAACAGUGAUAUUCCCUUUCGAACUGUCUAACCAGUUGCAUUCUAGCUAAGGCUGUGCAGGAUCUCCGUCUGGCUUGGUCAGCCCCAGAAGAGCCCGCCCAUGGCCUCCUCAAUGAGUGGUACCUGAAGGGAUGCCGUCAACAUUCCUCCCGCUAACGGCCUGCUCUGUUCCUGCAGGCAGUUCACAAGGAACACACCAGGAUGUGGCAUGCCCCCUACCCUGGGCGUGUUAAUCCCUCUACUUCCACCUCUUUCACCACUGUUGACGGCACUGAAAGUUAUAGCAAACUCCCUGCUCUGGAAGAGGUCGCUGCACAUCUGUGCCCUCCAUCGGCCUUGGGGUUGAAAGCUCAUGCAGCACAUCCAUCUAAGCCCAGCUUGACUGCCUCAGCCCAAGCAAACAGGGCUUACUCAGCAACUGACCUGGCUCUGCUCGCUACUAAGGCCACACCACAGGCAGUUGGCAAGGUCAUGGCCAAUUUGGUGGUGCUGAAGCACCAGUUUUAGCUGAAUUUGACAGACAUCAGGAAUGCUGAUAAGGUUGCCUUCCUAGACUCACCAGUCUCUGGGAAUGGUUUGGCCACAGAAGUCAUCACAGGCAAUGCGUCACCCCUGCCAAAGCACUCCAGUGUGGCGGCUGGUUUAAGUCGCUAGAAGGCUCCAUCUGCUUAGCAGCACCCCUGGAAGGCGAAACGCUACCCAUUUCUGAAGCGCCAAGGUCCUUGCCCCAGAGUGACAAUGGAUCCUGAGCCUCAGAAGCCAUCACAAUCCGAACAAAGAGAGGAAGAGGAGAGGGUCAGUUCUUGCAGAGGCCACAACUCCCUCCAAGAAAACUUGCAUUCACAUGAUUGUUAAUUCCCCACCCCCAUGCAGCAAACUACCAUUCCAAAAACUAGAAUCACUUGCCAUCCGUCUUCAGGCUUAGAAAGAUAUCAGGAUGUGUCAAGUUGGGUUUUAAAAACCAUAGAAUGAGGUUACUUGCUUCAGAGGUAUAAUUCAGACUUCAGGACAGCAAUGCUCACGUUCUCCGGUCCAAAGUACAAACACUGUUUUCAAAAUGAGCCAUGAAAAUGAUUCCUCUAGUGAACAGUGAGUCAAGUUUUUACAGAUGUUAUUUCCUCAUUCCCAAGAAAGAUGGCGGGCUCAGACCCAUUCUCGAUCUCUCUUUCCCCUCAGAUGGGAAUCCGACGACUGGCUGGUUUUUGCCAGGUCAGAACGGGAACUCAGCCACCUGGAGCGCCUUAGAGUAAGAAUCAAUUUAGCCAAGAGCUCCUUGUCUCGCAGCCAGCGAGUGGUCUUUCUGGGGACAGUUAUCGAUUCUGACUUCACAUCCCCUCAGGGCUUUCCAGUGGAUGCUCGGCCUCAUGUUGGCUGUUUCCACUGUGAUUCCUCUGGGCCUGUUCAACAUGCAGCCCCUUCAGUACUGGCUCAAACCCCAUGUCCUGUCCCACGCUUGGCUCCUGGAAUGUUUUCAUCUCAGGGUAACCCAACGCUCCAUCAGAGUCGUGAUCCCUUGGAAAACCUCUCGCCUGUUUCAAUCAGGUGUCCCAUUGGAACUGACCUUCAGAAGGAAGGUGGUCAUGACAGAUGCCUCCAACUCGGGUUGAGGAGCUCUGCACGAGAGCAGACCGGUGUCCGGCUCAUGGUCAAACCAGGAUCAGGGCUUACACAUCAACUGCCUCAAGGUAAUGGUGGUUUUUCUGGCCCUAAAAACCUUCCUGCUGGCCUUAACCCUUUAACGCAUAUGAUCACACCAGUGUGAUCACCCCUAGGCUGGUCCCUGGAGUGUACGAUCACACCGGUGUGAUUAGAACGUUCAGUGCGUCACGUUAUCAACUGCUGAAUUCAAAUCUGCUUUCGCACUUUUCCUGGCGCUGAGUCAGAGACGGACACACUGAGCGCUUGUCAUAUUAUAACAACAAUUCAGGGUUUUCAACCAUAUAAUGUUUCUUUUAGGUUUCAGAAAUCUAAAUACACAUAAGUACUAGCAAAACUAUACAUUUAUAGUUUGUAAAAUACACACCGAUGUCUAUGGAAGUGGCAAUAAUAAUCCAUUCAAUUAUAAUUUGACGACAUGUUUUAUUGAUAUCAUAUACACAUUGUGUAGGUAACUUUAAAGUUUAGUCUACUCACAGUUCACCAGAAACUUACUAUAAUGUCUUUUGGGAGGAGAGGAUGAAUUUACGUGUUGUAAAUCCCACAGCUCAGAUUCAGCGCAAACUAACAUUGCAGCGCCCAUCACCCACUAGAGAUCAAUUAACAUGGUCAUUAUAAAGGUGUUUAAACUACCAAAUACAUUUACUUUCACAUAUUUGAGAAUCAGAAUAUCACAUAUUUCAUACAAUAGUGAACAUGUUAAUGAAUAUUUAAAAAAAAGGAAAAAUUAAAUAAAGUGAUGCAUGUUUCAUACAGCGCAAUUUAGGCUGUGGUGUGUCAUGUGACAAACAUGACAAGUCUCCAUGGAAACAGUAAAGCGAUACAUUCUAAAAAAAAACAGUAGCCUAAAAAAACUCAAGCUGGGGGCUCAGAUAGUAUAUUUUAAACUCACGUGUGAAGGGGUUAAGGGGGCACCACACCCUGGUCUGUUCUAAAAACAUGACGGUGGUAGCCUUUAUCAAUCACUAAGGUGGUCUUAGGUCACGCUCCCUUCACAGGUUGACUCGAUGCCUCCUUUUAUGGGCACAGGGUAAACUCCUCUCAUUGAGAGUAGUUCAUGUGCUGGGCAAACAGAACCGGGGACAGACAUGCUGUCCAGGGUUCAAAUGAUUUGGUCUGUCUUCGGGAGAGCAGAGGUGGACAUCUUCACCUCAGAAGACAAUUUUCACCGCCCAAUCUACUUUUCGAGACAGCGAGAUGCCCUGGCCCACAACUGGCUCAACGCUCGUCUGUAUGCCUUCCCUGGUUGCCCUGCCC